Molecule: messenger RNA, 1238 nt
Organism: Populus trichocarpa (black cottonwood)
Lineage: Eukaryota; Viridiplantae; Streptophyta; Magnoliopsida; Malpighiales; Salicaceae
Exons: 4
Coding region: 211-1044 (277 amino acids)
Source: RefSeq, a predicted model, not a curated record
CCAACUGAUCUACUUUCAAAAAUCUCCCCCGAAAACUUUGCUCUUUUUUCUUAACCGCUCCACCUUUGCAGCCACCCCCUCUCCUUAAACACCAGCAAAACGUACACCAACAUUGAUACAAUACACAUUUAGUAACAACACAUGUAUAUGUUCUCCUUCAAUUGGUCUUGAUUUGUGAUCAGUUCCGUUCCUUUUUCUGCUCUCUCUAAAAUGGGACUGGAAUCGGAAACCAAGAAAUCCCAGUUAGUGCUGGAGAUUUGCUCUUUAUCAACCCUAUCGGUUGCCUGUGUUCACAGGCAUCGUAGCAGCAGCUAUGGUCCUGUAGAAUCACAUUUUAUUGACUGGUAUCGGAUUCUUGGAGUAGAAGAAGAUGCAGACAUAGAAGUUAUAAAGAAGAGGUAUCGUAAACUUGCUUUGCAACUUCACCCAGACAAGAACAAGCAUCCAAGAGCUGAGCUUGCCUUCAAGCUUGUCUUCGAGGCCUACUCGUAUCUCACAGACAAUAUAAAGAGAGGAGCCUUCAACUUGGAGAGAAGCAAGAACUUCUGCAUAAAGUGCAACAGAAUUCCAUAUACACUUGGCAACAAUUUGAGCAAAUCACAUGCACCGAAAGUAGCCGAGGAAUCGAAUGCUGCAAAUCGCUCAAAAUGGCUUCGGAAUCGCGUGAGAGAAAUGAAACAAAGAUUUAAAGAGGAAAUCAAAGUGAUGGAGAACUGUUUGAAGGCUAAUAGCGCAUCAAGGAAAGAAGCACCACUUUUCAAACCGUCAGACAAUUGCCAUUUCCAUAGCAACACUCGUUCUGUGACACCAAAGGAGUCCCCAGUUUUUGAUCCAUCAGACUAUCUACUCAAAGGCUAUCCUCACAUCAGGACUCGGAUUUACAGGAAACCUGAGAACUCUUGGGACUUGCAGAGAGAAGAUACAUUGAACAAUUACGGUGGCCAAGGAACAGUCAAAGGAAGGUCAUAUCAUGACUUCCCAGUCUUUGAGAAAAGAUCAGGGAGAGGAACACUCAAGGAAUCUGCUGCUUGUGUAUAUUCAUAAUAAUCCUGAUCAAUUGCAUUCAUCCAUAGAGUUAGAAUUAGAGUAGCAUAAUCUUACAUUGGCGAAUUCUUUUUUUCCCCUGUUGCUUCUGCUUCUGCUUCAGCUUUUGCUUGUCAAGUGUCAUGGCUAGCUAGCUAGCUAGCCAUGAUACGAUCGUUUUGAGACAUUGAUUCGACAUUUGCAUUUCGGUUUAA